UGGGAUUCACAAGAAAAUAACCGGCAAGAGAUUAACUUGCUGUGACUUAAAAGGACUCCAACUCCACAGCAGGGGACUUUGAGCUGUCUGACUAGGAGUAGGUUGCUGAACAUCUCAGGAAUUACUUCUGGUGGAAUCUCACCUUCCCUCCAGAUAAAAGGGACAUGAAGACUCCAAAAAGAGUUUACAUUAGCCUUCCAAAGAAACACAUGGCGGCUUUGGCUCAAACAUAUCCACUGGACCACGGGGUGUUUGUAAAAGACCUGAUUCCCUACUUAAAUGAAGCAUAUGUACGAGCUUACUUUAGAGAAUGGGGCACCAUCACAGCGUGUGAGGUUAAGAAGAACCCAAACUUGGAGGAAAAAAAUUCAAUGGCCUAUGUGAGGUUUUCUACAGAGGAUGAAGCAGACAGAGCAGAAUGGGCUGGACCUCACUACAUUGGAGGCGAUGUCGAAGUCAAACGAGUUGUCAGUCCAAAGAUGGACGAGGAUUCAGAGAAGAAGGCUGUUACGCUCCCUCGACCACGGCGAUCAAUGGGCUUGGGCUACAUCCUGGAAGACGCUCAGUGGUUAGAUAACAAGAUGGAGUAAAACCUAUACAAUGCAACUUGUAGGACGAACGUUUUUCUAUUGUUUAACUGUCUGUAGCCGUCUGUGCCUGAAGUUAGAUACAAAAAGAAAAUCAUCACAAGGAUAGCAUAUACUCAGCUAGAUACAAACACAUAUUGCACAUUUGAUUUUUUUUUUAUUUGUUCUGAGUUGCUCUGAUAGCCUACAUACUGCUUUGAUUCUAUGUUGUGUCUUAUGAUAACUAUAGACCGUGGGUGAUAAUAGUUGUAUUCAAUUUUCUGUUUCAUGUUUGUCAAGGGUGUAUGCAUUGUUCAAAUAUAGCUUGAAUAUGAUCUCCCUGUGUAAAGAGACUGUCAAUGAAUGCAUUAUGAUUAGUAAUUAAUAAAUUAUAUUUCUCUGCAAAAGACAGUUAAAAGUUACGCUAAUGGUUGAUUAACAUUGUUGCGCUUGAAUAAAUGUGUUUUACAGUUUCA
Gymnodraco acuticeps is the source of this 1042-nucleotide messenger RNA. RefSeq names its product heterogeneous nuclear ribonucleoprotein A1. NCBI's taxonomy places the organism in Eukaryota, Metazoa, Chordata, Actinopteri, Perciformes, Bathydraconidae. The coding region runs from base 165 to 590 and encodes 141 amino acids. The record is from RefSeq and is a predicted model, not a curated record. Gene Ontology annotation, molecular function: RNA binding. The transcript has 5 exons.